Molecule: messenger RNA, 477 nt
Organism: Linum trigynum
Lineage: Eukaryota; Viridiplantae; Streptophyta; Magnoliopsida; Malpighiales; Linaceae
Source: the annotation of a GenBank genome assembly
AUGUACUGCGUCACUACAGGUACGCCAGGGUCGUGUGGGAUCACAUUCUCCCAGAAGCGAGCUCCCUUACGGACAAUCGACCCCUCAACAAUUGGAUGCUUGAGUUCCUUUCCAGCCCCACCAAGUAGGUUCGCUUUGGUUUUACUUGCUGGUUUCUUUGGCAUGCACGGAAUGACUUCAUUUUCCAGAUAUCGUGGAAGAACCCAACAAGUUAUCGUAAAGGAUCCUAGCCCGGGAGGUCAUUGCGCAGCAGAGCAAGGCAGCGAACCAAGCUAUUUCAGUGGGGAGGUCGAAGUUGCGUCGAUACGUGGCUCUUGGGUGGAGACCGACUCCGAUAGGUUGGAUAGCAGUGAACUCCGACGGGUCAGUUCUGAGCCCAUCGGGGUUAACCGCUGCAGGAGGGGCGCUUAUAGACGGGCAUGGUCGCUUGUUGAGGGCGUUCCAUCACCCGUGCCGAGAUUUGGGGGGCUUUGCUAG